Molecule: messenger RNA, 9173 nt
Organism: Dromaius novaehollandiae (emu)
Lineage: Eukaryota; Metazoa; Chordata; Aves; Casuariiformes; Dromaiidae
Gene: PLXNA1
Product: plexin A1
Exons: 32
Coding region: 339-6005 (1888 amino acids)
Biological process (GO): regulation of cell shape; positive regulation of axonogenesis; semaphorin-plexin signaling pathway involved in axon guidance
Cellular component (GO): semaphorin receptor complex; plasma membrane
Molecular function (GO): protein binding; semaphorin receptor activity
Source: RefSeq, a predicted model, not a curated record
GCGGCGGCGGCGAGGGGGGGAGGGCGGGGAGGAAGAGGAGGAGGAGGAGGAAGACGAAGAGGAGAAGCAGGAGGAGGCGAGGAGGAGGAGGAGGAGGGGGGCCGGGCGGCUCGGUGUGGAAUGCAAUUAUGGCUGGCACGGCUGCGGCGAGCGGCGAUCCAAGGCGGCUGACCAGAUCGGCGGUGCCCAUGAUGUCCUGAAUGCAGAGCCAGCGGAAGCAGAGGAGACUGUGUCCUGUUAGCUCUACCUAAUUCUCUCAUCCCUUUAGUUUGGGUUUGUUUCUAUUUAUUUUGUGGCUGGGUUUGGGCACGGCCUUGGCCGGAUGUGACACUGCUGCGAUGUGGCUCCUUUGGCUCAAGCACCACUUGUCCGUCAACAUUUGGACCCUGCUGCUCUUGGGGAGCACCUGGCUACCGCUGGCGGAAGGCAGCCCCAAGUCUCCCUUUAGGACUUUCCCAGUUACAGACUGGAGCUUGACACACUUGGUGGUCCAUAACAAAACUGGGGAGGUUUAUGUGGGGGCUGUCAAUCGGAUCUACAAGCUCUCCAAUAACCUGACGCUCCUGCGGACCCAUGUGACAGGGCCUGUGGAGGACAACGAGAAGUGUUACCCUCCGCCCAGUGUUCAGUCCUGCCCGCAUGGUCUCGUCACCACCAACAAUGUUAACAAACUGCUGCUGGUGGACUACUCUGGGAACCGGCUGAUCGCCUGCGGCAGUGCCUCCCAGGGUAUAUGCCAGUUCCUGCGGCUGGACGACCUCUUCAAGUUGGGUGAGCCCCACCACCGCAAGGAGCACUACCUCUCCAGCGUCAACGAGUCGGGCACCAUGUCAGGGGUCAUCAUCGAGGUACUGAAUGGGCAGAACAAGCUCUUCAUUGGGACGCCCAUUGACGGGAAGUCUGAGUACUUCCCGACGCUCUCCAGCCGCAAGCUGAUGGCUAAUGAGGAGAAUGCAGAGAUGUUUGGCUUUGUCUAUCAGGAUGAGUUUGUCUCCUCCCAGCUCAAGAUCCCCUCGGACACGCUCUCCAAGUUUCCCACCUUUGACAUCUACUAUAUCUACAGCUUCAGCAGCGAGCAGUUUGUUUACUACCUGACCUUGCAGCUGGACACCCAGCUCACCUCGCCUGACUCCACCGGGGAGCAGUUUUUCACCUCCAAGAUCGUCCGCCUCUGUGUGGAUGACCCCAAGUUCUACUCAUAUGUGGAGUUCCCCAUCGGCUGCGUGCAGGAUGGCAUCGAAUACCGCCUGAUCCAGGACGCUUACCUGACCAAGCCUGGCAAGACUUUGGCCAGGUACCUGGGCAUCUCAGAGCGGGAGGAUAUCCUCUUCACCAUCUUCUCCCAGGGCCAGAAAAACAGGGUUAAGCCUCCCAAGGAGUCUGUGCUCUGCCUUUUCACGUUGAAGAAGAUCAAGGAUAAGAUCAAGGAGCGUAUCCAGUCGUGCUACAGAGGGGAAGGGAAGCUCUCGCUGCCCUGGCUCUUGAAUAAGGAAUUGGGCUGUAUCAAUUCGCCGCUGCAGAUCGACGACAAUUUCUGUGGCCAGGAUUUUAACCAGCCGCUGGGUGGGACGGUCACCAUCGAGGGGACUCCGCUCUUUGUGGAUAAGGAGGAUGGCAUGACCUCGGUGGCUGCCUACGAUUACAGAGGACAAACCGUCGUUUUUGCAGGCACACGGAGUGGGAGGAUCAAAAAGAUCCUUGUGGACUUGCCGGCUGACAGGAAGCACCAGGCGCUGCAGUAUGAAAACGUCGUGGCCCACGAGGGCAGCUCCAUCCUGCGAGACCUGGUGCUCAGCCCCGACCGCCAGCACAUCUACGCCAUGACGGAGAAGCAGGUAACGCGAGUGCCGGUGGAGAGCUGCGAGCAGUACGAGAGCUGCGAGCUGUGCCUGGGCUCCCGGGACCCCCACUGCGGCUGGUGCGUCCUCCACAACGUAUGCUCACGCAAGGACCGCUGCGAACGGGCGGACGAGCCCCAGCGCUUCGCCUCCGACCUGCGGCAGUGCGUCCAGCUCACCGUCCAGCCGAAGAACAUAUCGGUCACCAUGUCCGAGGUCCCGCUGGUUCUGGAGGCCUGGAAUGUCCCGGACCUCUCGGCCGGAGUUAACUGCUCCUUUGAGGACUUCACUGAGUCUGAGAGUCGCAUCGAAGAUGGGAAGAUCUACUGCAGCUCUCCCUCUGCCAAGGACGUCAUCCCUAUCACCAGGGGCCGUGGGGACAAGCGGGUGGUGAAACUCUAUCUGAAAUCCAAGGAGACGGGGAAGAAGUUUGCCUCUGUGGACUUUGUUUUCUACAACUGCAGUGUCCAUCAGUCCUGCUUGUCCUGCGUGAAUGGCUCCUUCCCCUGCCACUGGUGCAAGUACCGUCACAUCUGCACCCACAACGCUGCCGACUGCUCCUUCCUGGAAGGGCGCGUCAACAUGUCCGAGGACUGCCCCCAGAUCCUGCCCUCCACCCAGAUCUACAUCCCCGUGGGAGUGGUGAAACCCAUCACCCUGACGGCCAAGAACCUGCCCCAGCCGCAGUCUGGCCAGCGCAACUACGAGUGCAUCUUCCACAUCCCCGGCAGCACCACCCGCGUCACAGCCCUGCGCUUCAACAGCACCAGCAUCCAGUGCCAGAACACCUCGUAUUUCUACGAAGGGAACGACAUCAGCGACCUACCGGUCAACUUGUCCGUGGUCUGGAACGGGAAUUUUGUCAUUGACAACCCCCAGAACAUCCAGGCUCACCUGUACAAGUGCUCGGCCUUGCGGGAGAGCUGUGGCCUGUGCCUCAAGGCCGAUCCGCGCUUUGAGUGCGGCUGGUGCGUGUCGGAGAAGCGCUGCUCACUGCGGCAGCACUGCCUGGCCUACGAGAGCAGCUGGAUGCAUGCCAGCAACGGCAACAGCCGCUGCACGGACCCCAAGAUCACCAAGCUGUCGCCUGAAACGGGCCCUAGGCAAGGAGGGACCCGUCUGACCAUCACCGGAGAGAACCUGGGCCUGAAGUUUGAAGAUGUUCGCUGGGGCGUUCGUGUUGGCAAAGUGAUGUGUAUCCCCAUUGAGAGCGAAUACAUCAGCGCUGAGCAGAUUGUGUGUGAAAUCGGAGAUGCCAGCCCAAGCAAGGUCCACGACGCCCGUGUGGAAGUGUGCAUCCGGGACUGCUCCCCCAGCUACAGGGCCACGUCGCCCAAGAGCUUCACCUUUGUGACACCCACUUUCUCCCGAGUGAUCCCAGCCCGGGGCCCUCUCUCUGGUGGCACCUGGAUCGCCAUCGAAGGAAGCCACCUCAAUGCUGGCAGCAACGUCACCGUGACCAUCGGGGGACGGCCCUGUGCCUUUUCAUGGAGGAGUGCCCGUGAGAUCCGCUGCAGGACUCCCCCUGGCCAGAGCCCCGGUGGGUCCCCCAUCCUCAUCAACAUCAACCGGGCAGAGCUGAGCAAUCCGGAGGUGAAGUACAACUACACGGAGGACCCCACCAUCCAGAAGAUUGAUCCCGAGUGGAGCAUCAACAGCGGUGGGACACUGCUGACUGUGACUGGCACCAACCUGGCCACCAUCAAAGAGCCCAAGAUCCGGGCCAAGUACUGCAGCUCUGAAAGGGAAAACAACUGCACCGUCUACAAUGACACCACCAUGGUGUGCUAUGCGCCCUCCAUCGAUAACCCCCUGCGGAGCCCUCCAGAGGUUGGUGACCGCCCGGACGAGAUCGGGUUCGUCAUGGACAACGUCCAGGCCCUGCUGAUUGUCAACACCACCAACUUCGUCUACUACCCGGAUCCUGUCUUCGAGCCACUCAGCCCCACGGGGAUGCUGGAGCUGAAGCCCAGCUCUCCUCUCAUCCUCAAGGGCAGGAACCUGCUCCCACCGGCUGCUGGUAACUCCCGCUUGAACUACACCGUGCUGAUCGGGGACACUCCCUGCACCCUGACAGUCUCUGAGACCCAGCUCCUCUGCGAGUCGCCCAACCUCACAGGCCAGCACAAAGUCACGAUUAAGGCUGGAGGGUUCGAGUUCUCCCCGGGGACGCUGCAGAUCUACUCGGACAGCCUGCUGACGCUGCCUGCCAUCAUCGGGAUCGGUGGCGGUGGCGGUCUGCUCCUCCUCAUCAUCAUCAUAGUCCUCAUUGCCUACAAACGCAAGUCCCGGGAUGCUGACCGUACCCUGAAGCGCCUCCAGCUGCAGAUGGACAACCUGGAGUCCCGGGUGGCCUUGGAGUGCAAAGAGGCCUUUGCUGAGCUGCAGACUGACAUUAACGAACUCACCAAUGACCUGGAUGGGGCUGGUAUCCCUUUCCUGGAUUAUCGCACCUACGCCAUGCGGGUUCUUUUCCCGGGAAUAGAAGACCACCCUGUGCUGAAGGAGAUGGAGGUACAGGCAAAUGUGGAGAAGUCCUUGACCCUCUUCGGGCAGCUCUUGAACAAGAAGCACUUCCUGCUGACCUUCAUCCGCACCCUGGAAGCGCAGCGGAGCUUCUCCAUGCGGGACCGUGGCAACGUGGCCUCCCUCAUCAUGACGGCGCUGCAGGGGGAGAUGGAGUAUGCCACAGGGGUGCUGAAGCAGCUCCUCUCCGACCUCAUCGAGAAGAACCUGGAGAGUAAGAACCACCCCAAGCUGCUCCUGCGGAGAACGGAGUCAGUGGCAGAGAAGAUGUUGACGAAUUGGUUUACGUUUCUCCUGUACAAGUUUUUGAAGGAGUGUGCCGGGGAGCCGCUCUUCAUGCUGUACUGCGCCAUCAAACAGCAGAUGGAGAAGGGACCCAUCGAUGCCAUCACAGGAGAGGCUCGCUACUCCCUCAGUGAAGACAAGCUUAUCCGGCAGCAGAUUGACUACAAAAUGUUGACACUGAACUGUGUGAACCCCGAGAAUGAAAACGCCCCUGAGAUUCCUGUCAAGGUGCUGAACUGUGACACCAUCACGCAGGUGAAGGAGAAGCUGCUAGAUGCUGUGUAUAAGGGGGUGCCCUACUCCCAGCGACCCAAAGCCGGAGACAUGGACUUGGAGUGGCGACAGGGCAGGAUGGCCCGGAUCAUACUGCAGGACGAAGAUGUCACCACAAAGAUCGACAACGACUGGAAGAGGCUAAACACCCUAGCCCACUACCAGGUGACAGAUGGCUCCUCAGUAGCCCUGGUGCCCAAGCAGAACUCAGCGUACAACAUCUCCAACUCCUCCACCUUCACCAAGUCCCUCAGCAGAUACGAGAGCAUGCUGCGGACAGCCAGCAGCCCUGACAGCCUGCGCUCACGGACCCCCAUGAUCACACCUGACCUGGAGAGCGGCACCAAACUCUGGCACCUGGUGAAAAACCACGACCACAUGGACCAGCGAGAGGGUGACCGGGGCAGCAAGAUGGUCUCUGAAAUCUACCUGACCCGCCUGUUAGCCACCAAGGGCACCCUGCAGAAGUUUGUGGAUGACCUGUUUGAGACCAUCUUCAGCACAGCGCACCGUGGGAGCGCACUGCCCCUCGCCAUCAAAUACAUGUUUGACUUCCUGGAUGAACAAGCUGAUAAGCAUCAGAUCAAUGAUUACGAUGUCAGGCACACCUGGAAGAGUAACUGUCUACCUCUACGUUUUUGGGUGAAUGUGAUUAAGAAUCCCCAGUUUGUGUUCGACAUUCACAAGAACAGUAUUACUGAUGCCUGCCUAUCCGUGGUGGCUCAGACAUUCAUGGACUCCUGCUCAACUUCUGAGCACAAACUAGGAAAAGACUCUCCCUCCAACAAACUACUGUAUGCCAAGGACAUCCCCAACUACAAGAGCUGGGUAGAAAGAUAUUAUGCAGAUAUUGCUAAAAUGCCAGCAAUCAGUGACCAGGACAUGAGCGCGUACCUGGCGGAGCAGUCGCGGUUACACCUCAGCCAAUUCAACAGUAUGAGCGCGCUGCACGAGAUCUACUCCUACAUCACCAAGUACAAGGAUGAGAUAUUAGCUGCUUUAGAGAAGGACGAGCAGGCCAGGAGGCAGCGGCUGAGGAGUAAGCUGGAGCAGGCGAUCGACACAAUGGCCUUAAGCAGCUGAAAAGGCCGCGGCGGCCGUGCCAGCUUCCCGAGCAGCGGAUAGGCAGGAGAGAGGGCCAGCGAGCGGCGGCAGCAGGACACUUUGGGGCUGGGGCCAGACGGACCCGCGGGAGCCGCCGCGCCUCGACACACUUCCCACGAACGAACAAGGAAACCUUGCGCUUUAGCGGAGAAAUCCCGACGAAAGCAGCAACGACAGUUAACAAACAAAUGAACAAACGAACAAAAAAAACCCGAUCCAACCGGGACACACCAGAGACCUUGCAAGGAGGCGAUGCAGGGAGGAGGAGACGAGAGCCGCGUGCCGCAUGGACCCGCCGGGCACCCCGCGCAGCCUCUCCUUGCCCGGGCAGUGCCCCUGCGCCCGCGAGGCGGGAGGGCUGGGACCGCGGGGCUUUCUAGGACGGCAUUUGGAUGUUGUUGUUACUUUGGUGGAGGGAGGGUGGGUGGGCUCCUAUUUUUACUGUACUUGACUUGCUCUCCCUUCCUUCCUUCCCCCCGAGCUCCACCCCGUCUUUUCCCUCCCUGUCUCUCUUUUUCUGUCUUUUCCCCUUUCUCUCUCUCUCUCUCUCUCUCUCUGGCCUUCUGCCACUAGUGUUAACUGCUAUAUUUGCACAAUUUACACAAGACAAACAAAAUUUUUAAUUUAAAGAGAAAAAAAAAGUAUAACAAAAAUGGGAGGGGAUAAAGAUUCUAAAUUUUGCAACAAACUAACGAAAAUGAUUUUAAAAAAUAAGCUAAAGGACUGAUGCUGGGGAGAUUUGGGGGUGGGGGCAGUAGGGGUGGGCAGGAAAGGGAGAAAUCCCUGAGCUUUGAUAUUUCUUAAAAUAUGUCCUGUGCCAUGUUUUAUUUGAAUGUUGUUUAGUGCAAAAAAAAAAAAAAAUCCAAAAAAAGAGAAGUGGGAGUUUCGUUAGCUGAACAGAUGCUUUUAUUUAAAUGCUGCUCGAGUGGUUCUGAAGGUUACGAUCUGGGCUGAGUAAGAUCAGAGAGGAAGGAAGGUCCCAAGGUUUUUGUCCCAGGGGAUCGCUGAGGGGUGAUGGGUGUUUUGUGGAGCUCGUCCUUGUUUUCUCGUUGAAGUUGCUGCAGGGUGGUCCGGGCACAGAGUGGUGGCUCAGCCCGGGGCGCUGCCGCUGGAGCAGAGCCUGGGCACGUCCCGCGCCAGCUUGGCACUGGGGUAUCCCGGGCCUCCGAGGCACCUCUGGGGCUGGAAACGCUCCCGUUUCCUGCCAUGCUCGGAGGUGGCUGCUGGUGGCUUGGGAUGGCAUGGGACAGCUCGGGGCGUGGAGCCAACCUGGGGAGGGCUCUGAUGGAGAGCCGGCCUGGUUUUUUGGUUUUACCCCUCUCCUUCCCUUGGCUCCCGACGUCCCUGUGAGCUGCCCAGAGCUGGGCACCUCCUCAAGGUUUGCAGAUGCCCUUGCCGCUAAAGCAGCCUUAACAAAGCCCCUGCGGGCAGCGCGGCUGGGCCAGCAGCUCCGACCGGGACCUGGACCCGGGUCCUCGCAGCACUGCCAGGUGGGCUCUGCCGUUCAAAGCCCUGGGAGAUGUUAGUCAAAUACUGCUUCCUUUAACAAGGAGUAAGAUCUGAGGCUCGGGGAGCUGUCAGCCCUGCGCUCUUCCUGUAACUAAGCCUUAACCCACAGCAGCCUAAUAGUCCAAUUAGAAGCAGUUUUGACAGGAGCAACAUCAACAGAUUUGUUUCAGGUUAGGCCAGGCAGAUCCCUGGAAGAGGGAAGGGAGGGACUGUGCUGAAAUUUUUGACUGCAUGGUUAAAAACUUUUCCUUUUUUUCUUUUUCCUGUCAUCUUUUUGUGCUGACAUAAGGGGAAGGGACCAGAUCCUGGGGGAGAUGGGUGAGAUCAUUACCGUUUCUGCAGCAAUCUUUAAGAGAUCUGCAGUGCCGUGCCUCUUGCCUCUCCAGCCGUGGAGGCGCUGGAGCAGCAACCUGGGGAGGGGGAAUGCAACGUAGAGCAUGGACAGAGAGCAGGAGAAGCAGCCAAAGCUCACGUCUGCUCGGAGUGAGGAUGAGGAGGCUGCUGCUGAGAGAGGCUGGGGGCCACCGGUGCAGCCAUCUCGGCUGCGACCGCUGUCCACCCCCACGGGCAUCUUCCCGUGUGCUUGCAAACCUUUGCGCCUGGAGUCGGUUACAGCCCGCCAAGAGACCGAGGUCCUGAGCCACAGCACGGGGAUGUAGACGGCUCCAGCAUCCCCGGGAGCCCAAAUUUGUGCAGGAAUUUCCACCCAGGAUUUUACCUUUCUUUUCUCUGUCUUUUCAUUCUUUCUCCCCCUGUGUGUCUCGCUGUCGCCCUGUCCCCCCUCCGCCCCUUCACCCCUCCGGGGAUUGCUGCCUUCUGUCAUUUCACCGGACACCCGGGGAUGUCCCUCCCGCGGCCGCCCCCUCGGAAAUGGCAGAUCCUCGUGGCUUUAUUCUUCCCAGAAAUGAAACGGUGCCGAACGCUGCCCCGACUUGGAGCAGGUGACCAAAACCUUCCAAAAAAUGAGCAAACCAUUUCCUUUUCUGUACUGAGAGCUAAAGUUGCUGCCUGGGCCAAGGCAAAGAGGGGGGCCAAACUCUGCCAGAAAUGGGUGACUGUGUCAAUCAAGUGGAAAGAAGCCCAGCUGAUUUCUGUCCGUUCCCUUAAAUUGCAAGUUAAGGGGGGGGAGAGGGAGAAAUAAUGAAGUUUUUAAUUAAAAAAAUAAAAGUGUGUAUAUAUAUAUAUGUGGUUACAAUCUAAUUCUCGUGCCCCAGUGGGGUGCUGUAUAGUUAACUGACGGAGAAUCAACCCAAUAUAAAUAUGAAAUGAAUUUACACAGCCAGUAAAAAGAAAAAAGGAAUACCAAAUGGUCUGGAAGAAAUUUCCAAGCAUUUCUCACCAUGCAGAACAAUCAUUUGAAGCCUGCACAUCUCUCAUUAUGUUGUAAUUUUGUUUGGGUUUGUUUUGUUUUAAUAAGGAGGGAAGGGAGAAGAUGCUGAUUAAAAAAAAAAACACAACAGCAAAAGUAUGUUUAAAAAAAAAGUAAUAAUUGUUUCCCAAACCUAUGAACCACGAGCUGUUGCUGGAUUUCUGAGAGCUGUGGGCUGUUGCAUGACUGUGCUAGAUUUUAGUCUGAGUUAAUCUUUUUAAGAAACAAAAAAAAACAUAAAACAAAAAAACUGCAAGUGUUAAAUAUUA